Messenger RNA from Actinia tenebrosa (Australian red waratah sea anemone), 1493 nucleotides. RefSeq names its product T-box transcription factor TBX15. Gene Ontology annotation, biological process: regulation of transcription by RNA polymerase II; positive regulation of DNA-templated transcription; cell fate specification. Lineage: Eukaryota; Metazoa; Cnidaria; Anthozoa; Actiniaria; Actiniidae. The record is from RefSeq and is a predicted model, not a curated record. Gene Ontology annotation, molecular function: RNA polymerase II cis-regulatory region sequence-specific DNA binding; DNA-binding transcription factor activity, RNA polymerase II-specific. Gene Ontology annotation, cellular component: chromatin; nucleus.
CAUCUGUUAGAACAGUUCAGUGUCUCCACUCUCGCCGACCAAAUGCCACACGUUGACAUAAGCACUAGCCGCGUCAGUAAGACCUAUCGCCAACGAUCCAAAAUGCAGGCGCUUCAACCGACUGGAAGCUUGUCUUCAAGAGCAAAUGCCUUUUCAGUGAAGUCACUGAUUGCAAACGGCCAAACGAGUGGCACAGUUUCUGAGAGAACAUCGAAAAGCUUAGCAAAAGGUAACGAAGAAGACUUAACGAGUCAUUCACUAGGAAGCCUUCAAGCCAUGCAGAGCCGUGUUCCAUCCAUACCAAUAGUUGAUGAAGCUAAAGGUAUUCGCGUAGAGUUACAAAUGAGGGAUUUGUGGCAAAGGUUCUAUGAUCUUGGCACGGAGAUGAUCAUUACAAAGGCCGGAAGGCGAAUGUUCCCAGCCCUUCGAAUCAAACUCUCAGGCCUCGAUCCACGCGCGCACUACAUCCUCGUGAUGGAUGUAGUUCCUGUGGAUGGUAAGCGGUAUCGCUAUGCAUAUCACAGUUCUAAGUGGGUAGUGGCGGGAAACGCCGAUGCACCGAUGCCGGGACGCGUCUACAUUCAUCCCGAUUCUCCCGCCCUUGGCGAGGAAUGGAUGAGACAAGUGGUAUCUUUCGAUAAAGUGAAACUAACAAACAACGAAAUGGACCAACAAGGACACAUAAUACUUCACUCAAUGCAUAAAUAUCAGCCCAGAAUCCACGUGAUCAAGAAAAAAGACACAAUCGAUGCCUGUGUUGAUGUAGAAAGACCAUGUUCUGAACGAACUACCUUUUCGUUCCCAGAAACCGUGUUCACUACAGUAACAGCCUAUCAGAAUCAACAGAUUACUCGCCUAAAGAUCGAUAGUAAUCCGUUUGCUAAAGGAUUUCGUGAUUCUGGACGUAUCAGGGAUCCCAUGGAGGAGAUAAUGCAUGCGUACUCGUACUACAGACCGCCCGUAAGACAGAUGAUGUUCUCGGAUAUAAGACCAGGAGACAAGACGGGGAAAGAGGGCCAAGACAGCCAAGCUCAAUCGCCUCCUGGUCAGCCACCAAUGAUACUCUACCCUGGAUCAAGUGUAUCAUCCAGCUGGUCUUCCUCAACGACUACUCGUACCCCAACUACAGUGUUAACCACACAGAACACUUACCCGUGUAUCACAUCCAUCCCAUCAGCAGCCUUGAUACCCCCACAGUAUCCCAUGAGCCCUUGCUGUUCUUCGCCAGAUGCAUACGCGACUUUAGCGCAUGCGUUCCAUGUACCAGUCACAGGAUUUAAUCCCUUUACUUCCGGUCCACCCGGAAAUCAAACUAGUCCUCAUCCAAUCAGUCCAAACAGUGCGCACUCACUUCCGGUUUCGCCACACCCUGUGGAGGGGUACCCAGGGGAGGGAUUUAGUCCUAGUCACAUGUAUGGUUCUUUAACGGGCCAAUCUGCUUGCCUUUAGUAUAUUUUUGUCCUUGAAAGUAAAUAAAAAAAUACUGCAAAUUC